This is a messenger RNA of Enterobius vermicularis (human pinworm), 3222 nucleotides long. The record is from the annotation of a GenBank genome assembly. NCBI's taxonomy places the organism in Eukaryota, Metazoa, Nematoda, Chromadorea, Rhabditida, Oxyuridae.
AUGGUUGUUGCUAAUGACUGGACUGCAAUGAGAAAAAUGGUAGCAUUUAAUCGCUUGUUAACUAAUGCAAAAACUGUGGAAAAAAUAUUUGUGCCUGAUCACCGUGCAGCAUGCUGUCCGCCGUUCAAAAUCCUAACUACCAUCACCUUUGUAAGUGUUUCCAGCGAAAAGGUGGUAAUUAAAGACGAGCUGUAUGUCGCAGAAUUUAAUUCCACUUGGUAUCGAGUUCAAGUGCAAUAUAUCAAUCGUAACAAUAAUACCUGCGACGUUCAAUUAAUUGAUGAAGGCUAUGAUGUGGAAUUACCACUCAACUCAGUGUUUGCCCUCAACGCUCAAUUCGUCGAUGAACCAUACGACAGACGUUAUAGCACACAGUUUUCAACACCACUAAAGUGCUGGACAACUUUAAAACAAGCUGGAUUUUUGGACUGCAGUAGCAUUCAUAGAGGAGACAUGUUAGAUGCAUUUGUGCUUUCAGAUGCGGAACCGUUCUUAGCGUUUUUCAAACGCAGUGCUACUUUUGGUGCACCUAUAUAUUUUUUUGGUAAUGCAGCGAAAGAUAAGAAAAGUUCAAAAAUUUUUUCAUGGGCACCAAAAAGCCUCUUGAGAACUGAAGGACAAUACAAUUGCUUCAGCCAUUCACUUACUUUGGGUACACUCAGAAAUAGGGCUAAGCAGAGGAGCCCAAUUCUACCCAGGCCAAAAUUUUUUGCUCGCUCUGUCAUUAGUGAAGGACCGAAGUCUCCUUUUUGUACUUCAUUUAGUUCAACGGAUACGCUUGGACACAAAGCCAGUACAAUGAGGAGCUCUGGGCAAAGUUCUUGGGAUGACACCUCAACGUUUGGAAUGGCCGAAAAACCAUUCACGAAAUCGCUGAUGCAUGACAGGCGCGGAGAAUUCAAGGGAAUUAGCAGUUUUGGUAGUUCUCGGCCAGUGUCAGAUCUAAAUGAAUUAAACUGUUGCCCCAUUAUACGCGAGCUGGAAAUCAAGCUUAACGCUAAAGUUUUGAAUGCGAAUAGUCCUUGUGAGUUAUACAUAGAAACUGAAGGAACCAAAAAAGAAACGGGACUACUGAGACAACUUUUAAAAAGAGCCACAACGAGAAGUUUAAAAAAAGUCAAUCCAAUUCACCUUUCAAAGGGCGAUAUGUUGUUGUAUAUGCCAACCGAUGUGGAUCCACAGAGAGUGCGCAUUAAGGAGAAAGGAGUCGAUGGGCUGUCUUUGUUGUGUGUUGAUAAUGGCGAGGAACUAUUUCCUGAUAGUGAGGAAACAGGGUUUUACAGUUUGCCUCCUGAGCUGGAGCUGGAUCGGGUCAGGCCUGCUUGCCUAGGACCACUGAAGCUAGACGGUCAGUGGUCGGCAGAUUGGAUGACAGUAAAUUCUUCAGUCCGACUUAGAGAACUUUGUGAAACAGUCGACUUUAUACGUUUCGUUGGUGGCGAUCCGGAAAAGGUAACAUUGCUCGAUAAAGAAGGAAACAGCAUCAAUCAGAUAUUUGCCGAUUACACAAAAACAUCUCCAGCGAAAUGGCGUAAAGCUUAUGUUGGAGAUGUAUCGCAAGAUAGUGUUUCAAAUAUAGAUCUCCCAACAGUAUUAGUAAUUCUAAGCGACUUUGCCAUUGACGCUUCAAGAAGGCUUCGAAGUUUUGCUCGAAAAGGAGUUUGUGUUGCUGGUGGUAAAUUUAAAGCAGGUUCAAUUACAUUAUUGCCACAUGAUGCCUUUAGAACACGAGUGCAUACUGAGGGUCAAAGCGCUUUAUUGACAACUCGGGACACUCGGCGUUUCUGCCGGUUUACUCGGUGGAAGCAUAGUGUAGAAGGUUCAUACUGGUUGGCACAAAUUAUGAAUGAAACAAGCUUGUAUACAUGUAUAAUAGUUGAAGGAUUUUCAUGGAAUUUCUUAAAUGGUGAAGGCGAAAAAAGUUCAAUUUACGGGUUGGAUAAGACACUUAACGGUCUUUGUGGGGAAUGCAGAUCUGGUGUUAGGUCGUUAUCCGGCUCUUUUUGGCUUGUAUCGGUCGGGUUUCAUCAUGACAAAGGUCUCUUGUGUGGCAUGUGUUCUGAGGAGUCGUUUACUGAUUGCACAGCAAAUUUUGGUCCUCUAAUUAUGGAUCGUGAGAAUACUGAGACUUUUUUUACUUCAUGCUUGGAGAGUACGCAACAGUGCAAUAAUUUAAGGAGAAAUAACUUUUGUAAAAAGCAGUCGACAUGGGAUUCGUCAGGAAGUAGUUUUUCAUCGGAUUUCCAAAACUUCAAGGAUGGUCAGACAAAGACCACUUGCAAAAGUAGCCAGCUUACUCCCUACGACAGUAACUUACCUUUCAUCCCUUUCAGCGACUGGUUGACAAAUUAUCAGGUGUGCAUGGAAACUAAGUUGGUUGCGCAGAAAAACGGUAACACUUACCUCUAUUACGCAUGCGAAGCAAAUGAAAACCAAAAGAAGCUCUAUGAGCAUCUUGCUGAUGAGAUGAAAGAGUUUUACAAAUCUUUUAAAGUUGCUGAGGUGCAGAUGCGAAGCGAUCGAGUUAAAAUUGGGCAGUACUGUAUGUUAUGUUCAGUCUCGGAUGUGGCAUUCGACUUUGUUUUCAAAAGAGGGAAGAUUCUUCAAAUACGCGAUGAUGGGGAUAUUUACGUGGAAUGUUUGGAUGAUUUAACUUUUGCUUAUGCAAAACCUCAGGCAAUAUUCGAAUUAGAUGUUCGUUUCACUAAGCUCCCUUUUCGGUACGCUCCGGUGCGCUUCAGAGCUUCUCAGCAUGUUGUUCAAGAUGUUUUUGAUAUGGUUGAGGAAGUGAGGUUUCAGUGCAUUUCUGCCAUAGAAGAACAAGGAAAGAGUCAUAAUGUACUCGUUGUUGGUUUUGACAAGGAGACGCAACAGUUUGUUAUCGACAUCGUUAUCAUGGUCGAGGAAAGGCGUUAUUCUCUAUUCUCUCUGGAAGUUGCUUAUCUGCAUGGAGUCCCUUAUAGGGACGAAUUUGAAAAAGAGGUAACGUUUGAUGGACUUAUUGCAUGUCCUGAUGCACUACAUCAACUUGAUGACGACUAUAAGUGAUUGGUAAAAGCAAUCUUUGAGAAUAAAUGCAGUUGGAACUGCUCUUUGGACGGAUGUAAUGUUGAUUUUUGCGUUCUCUCGGAUAACGAUUUUGUGAAUGAUGCCGACUUUGCAAGUGUGGUCGUUUACAUGUUCUGUGAGGAAGUACAUUCAAGGAGAGGUCGGGAGUCAUAA